AUGAAAUGGAAAGAAGCAAGUUUUGUUCAUAAUGAAUUUAAUUCAAAUGGAAUUAUCAUAAAAAUGGAUAAUUACAUUGUUGGAUUAACCAAUAAAUAUGGGUGGAAUAUUCAUCAGAAUGAUGUUAUUGAAAUGAAAACUAUAAAGAGAAAUGGUGAACUAAUUCAAAUUCAAAGUAAAGAAGUUAAUAUCAUCACUGUUAAAAUAGAAGAAGACAUUAUUAAUAAAGAAGAAAGACAACUUUUUGAGAAGUAUUUAAUGAUUGAAUACCAGAUGUGUGAUGAUAUAGAAUGGAAUGAAAAUACUGUAGGUAGUGAGAUUAGUGAUGAAGUGAUAAUAAGGUAUGGAGAUUCUACUAAUGGACCAUCUAUUUUACAGCACAUUGAAAUCAAAGCAAAAGUCAUAGAAAGGUAUUAUCAUUUAAAUUCACUUAUUGGAUGUAUUGUUCAACCACACUCACCUCGAAAUUCUAGUGGAUGUUUUGUUAUGAAUUGUAAAAGUCAAGUUAUUGGUUUAAUUCUUUUUACAGACACAAGAAAAAAUACAACAACAAUUAUCAAUAUUAAUCUUGUUAUAAAUGCAAUAGGAAAUUUCAAUGAGUUAGUUACUGAUAAUUCAACUGGAAUUUAUAAAAUAAGAAGUAGAAAUCGAGAAGGAAGUUGUUGUGGAAUAAAACACUGGGGAGAAAAAACAAUGUUUGUUACAACAUCUCAUUUACUUGAAAACAGAUAUUCCCCAGUAGAAAUUAUUAAUCCAAUAACACAACAAGUUAUUCAAGGAAGGAUUUUGUUUUAUUCAUGGUGUUUUGAUCUUAUUGUGAUUAGUGCUCAUACAAAGAUGAAAAUUAUUGCAGAAAACAAAAUAAAGAUUAGUUUAACAAAUAAUAGUACAAAGAAACAUAUUGGAUAUCCAGUCAAUAUAAAUAAUUUAAAAGAAGUAGAAGGGCAAAUAUGUAGUACAUCUCUCAAAGGAAAAGAACUUAUUCAUUGUACAUAUUGUAGUAUUGUUGAUGGGAUGAGUGGUGGUGGAUUAAUUGACAAUGGAAAGUUUAUUGGAAUGCUUCAGAGUUGUGAUAAUGAAUUUAGUUAUUCAUUAAGUUCUGAAAUCAUCGAUGAAAUUAUCAAAGGGAUUGAACAAGAAAAAACAGAAGAAGAGAUUCAAAAUGAAAUGAUGGAAUAUGGUAUUCUUGAAGAAAGUAUUCUUGGAGCUGGUUCAUAUUAUUCGUAUCGGUCAUACUAA
Molecule: messenger RNA, 1239 nt
Organism: Entamoeba dispar SAW760
Lineage: Eukaryota; Evosea; Mastigamoebida; Endamoebidae
Exons: 1
Coding region: 1-1239 (412 amino acids)
Source: RefSeq, a predicted model, not a curated record